Molecule: messenger RNA, 1008 nt
Organism: Stylonychia lemnae
Lineage: Eukaryota; Ciliophora; Spirotrichea; Sporadotrichida; Oxytrichidae
Source: the annotation of a GenBank genome assembly
AUGAGAGCUUUUUGUCCAAAUAGAAGCCAAUCUAAAGUCCCCUUUUCUUAAAAUAAUGCUUAUCACAGAAAAAGUAGAAGUGUUGGAACAUCUAAGAGAAAUCGAAGCUAAGGUCAAAGCAUCAAUAUUCAGAUCUAGAGAUAGAAAGAUAAGUUUUAAAAUCAGAGUUGUGAGCUGAAGUCUAUGAUUAGAAAAACAGAAUAUUAGUAGAGAUCCUUUUCUAGCAAUAUUAGACGAAAGCCUACAAUUAACUUUGAUUUUGACUUAAUUGGCUUAUUUGUUAACCCUCUUGUUAAAAAUUUUGUCCUAUAAGCUUGCUUCCUCAAGAAUUUAUAAUCCCUAACAUCAGAAUAAGCUUAGUAAUUGGCUGUACUUCUAACAUUGUAUAAUCCUAUUGUUUAAAAUCUCUACGAAUUUAUGGAUAUAAAAGCAAGAGUACUAGGAGCUUUCAUCAAUGACUUAAAAUACUAUUAAUUAUCCCUUUCAGAGGAGAUUGAUGAGCUGAAAAUAUAAAUAUCUGUUGUUCAAGGUGUAAUUAAGGAGAAGGAAAAGAUCAAAUAAGAGAUAAGGAAAAUAGAAGAUGAAUUUUACUUAGUUUUCGAUUAUUUUUUGUCUGCAGAUAACUUAAUAACACUGAUAGACUAUAAUCAAUUAAAUUUCAACUUCAGAGACUACAUCCAUUUGAAUGCUUAAAAGAAACAUUUCAAGGAAUGUUUAAAGAUUGUUUCUGAUCUUUACAAAAGUUAUGAGCAUCCAUUAUACUUUGAAAAAGAGAAAACUUGCAACAGGUAUCUCAACAAAAAAAUUGGGAUGGAAAUAGUAAUCAGAGACUAGGUGACAUUUAAAACUAUUCCUGAUUCAAUGCUUAUCAACAGUGAAACCUCAAAUGACAUCAAAUACGUGGUGAAAGAUCAUAAGAAUGGAAAUUAAUUUACAAAAAAUAUUUAGAUUCUAAAUGGUGAGAAUAAUCAAGAAGAUUAAGAUGAUUAAAGUAAGAUAAUUAAAUGA